CACACACACACAAAUGGAUACAAAGUUUCUUUCACAUAGCAGGAGCCCUUUCUCAACUUUGUCUCACUGUAGGCACACAUGUAAGCCAGUAUGUACUCCUAUUCAUGCAGUGCUCACGAGGCCCUCACCAAACAUAACUCAAGAAGCAAGAAAGACUAGUGUCUAUAAUGAUAGAUGGUUUGAUCUAAUAGCCAUAAACCAUCUAUCCCAGAGUGUUCAAGCUGCAACAGGAUUGAGGAACGGCAUGAGUGGGUAUGAGAGCUUGGUGGAGUCAGCUAGGGUGGCAUCACAGAAGUUUAAUCCGAUUCAACAACGUGAAGUUGUCAUUAAAGCUCUUGAGAGAGCCUUUCCAAGGCCAAUACUCUACUUGAUAAGGACAUUGCUGCCACCGUCUAAAUUUGCAAGGGAAUAUUUUGCAGCCUUCACCACUGUGUUUUUUGCUUGGCUGGUUGGACCCUGCGAGGUGAGGGAAUCUGAAGCCGAUGGAAGAAGAGAAAUGAAUAUAGUCCACAUAAAAAAGUGCAGGUUUUUGGAGGAGACCAAUUGUGUGGGAAUGUGCACUAAUCUCUGUAAGAUACCAUCCCAAACCUUUAUCAAGGACUCCUUUGGAAUACCAGUUAACAUGGUCCCUAAUUUUGAGGAUAUGAGUUGCCAGAUGAUAUUUGGUCAGGAGCCUCGGGAUUUAAUUGAUGAUCCAGCACUCAAGCAACCAUGCUAUAAAUUAUGCAAAGCAAAACAGAAACACAGCAUGAAGUGCUCCAGUUAAAGCAUAGAGAUGUUGGAAGGAGGCAUUUUUUGGAAAAUAUAUAUCCUAUUUUCGACAGCCGACAAUCUUUUCAUUUUACUAUUUAUGUAAUUAACUUGUUUAUAGUUUUAUUUAAAAUUAAAAAGAAAUGCCAUAUCAUUCUUC
This is a messenger RNA of Quercus lobata, 910 nucleotides long. It is a transcript of the gene D27, whose product is annotated as beta-carotene isomerase D27-like protein. The transcript is spliced from 7 exons. Gene Ontology annotation, molecular function: cis-trans isomerase activity; iron ion binding. Gene Ontology annotation, cellular component: plastid. The record is from RefSeq and is a predicted model, not a curated record. Gene Ontology annotation, biological process: strigolactone biosynthetic process. Bases 14 to 766 code for a protein of 250 amino acids. Lineage: Eukaryota; Viridiplantae; Streptophyta; Magnoliopsida; Fagales; Fagaceae.